Mobula hypostoma (lesser devil ray) is the source of this 1528-nucleotide messenger RNA. RefSeq names its product motor neuron and pancreas homeobox 1 (gene mnx1). Bases 211 to 1143 code for a protein of 310 amino acids. Gene Ontology annotation, molecular function: DNA-binding transcription factor activity, RNA polymerase II-specific; sequence-specific double-stranded DNA binding. Gene Ontology annotation, biological process: endocrine pancreas development; regulation of DNA-templated transcription; neuron projection morphogenesis. The transcript is spliced from 3 exons. Gene Ontology annotation, cellular component: nucleus. Lineage: Eukaryota; Metazoa; Chordata; Chondrichthyes; Myliobatiformes; Myliobatidae. The record is from RefSeq and is a predicted model, not a curated record.
GGGAAGAAUGGCUUCACCAAUGGGAUAGAGGUCAGGAUCUUCAAGUGUGAAAUACUGAACCAAGGUGGAGCUGAACGCUGCUGUCUAGUAAAUACAGUAAAAGAACUAACCGUAUCUGCAGGAAGCAAGAACGGAUCGUGGCAUCGUUUUCUUUCCAACAAAAUCUGGCGUGUUACUGUUCCUCCCACAGUGUGGAAUAAAAAAAAGCCGAUGGAAAAAUCCAAAAACUUCCGAAUCGACGCGCUCCUCGCCGUUGAUCUGCCCAAACCGCAAACUUGUUCGCCCCUUCUUGCAACUUCACCCCCGUCCUCCAGUGCCAGCCCUCCUAUGCUCGACCAACACCCGGCCACCUCCGACUGCCUGCGCACUGAUAGUCCGUCACCGCCGAGGCUGACUCUCGGGAACCUGAUGUCCAAGCCUGGCUUCCUGAGUGUUCAGCAGCAUCCCGGGAUGACCGGCCUUCAUCCCCACGGGGCCAUCCCAGCUUCGGCUCUCUACGGCCACCCGGUUUACACCUACUCGGCGCUGACGGGCCAGUCCAGCGCCUUGCCGUACCCUUAUCCCCAGCUAGCAGGUACUCAUCACUCGGAGCCAGUCAAAGUGACGGCCGGAACGUUUCAGAUAGACCGGUGGCUUCGAGCCUCGACAGCCGGCAUGAUGCUGCCUAAAAUGCCGGAUUUCAACGCACAGACACAGUCCAGCAUGCUGGGGAAAUGCCGCAGGCCGCGGACGGCCUUUACCAGCCAGCAGCUCUUGGAACUGGAGCACCAAUUCAAACUGAAUAAGUACCUCUCCCGGCCCAAACGGUUCGAGGUGGCCACAUCCUUGAUGCUCACAGAAACACAGGUUAAAAUAUGGUUUCAAAACAGACGGAUGAAGUGGAAGCGGAGCAAAAAGGCCAAAGAACAAGCGGCCCAGGAAACGGUCAAGCAGAAGGGGAAAACCACUGAACACACGGCGAACGAUCUGCAGGAGAAACCUGAGAUUGCCAGAAGCGACCAGGGCAAAAAUUCCAGGUUAAGGAACGUUCGGGGCAGUGACGAGGAAGGAGGGAGUUUAACGUGCCCCUCGUCCGAAUGUUCUUCAGACGAAGAAUCCGAGCAGGUUCACACACAUCAGGGCCCAGCCAUGAAAAUUAAAUAGAGCAGACACGCCCUCAGACAUAUAGCUUCACUUGCACAGCGUCUCAGGAAGGCACUGGACUGGCAGGUUUCUCUGAACCCAGGUUCAUUUGUGUUCUUGCAGUUGAAGUUGCUCUACUGACGAUGUAGCUUCGUCUCUAACCAAUUGCCAUAAACAUACAGGUUCGUGUAUCUCUGAACGUUAAAAAGUGGAAAAUUGCAAGACUGUACCGCCUUUAUUUUUAUAUUGUAUUUAUAAGAACUGGCCCAUAGUCGUGCAUGCUAAAUUAUUGUUUAGCUAUAGUGUGCUGUUUCGUUCCUCUCUCCCCGAUACAGUAUAUUGCAAGUACCGCUGUAUAUAACGCACAAUAAAUGUUUUCUAUGGAUCUCAUCGCCGCGAUUCAUUU